UUCCGCUUCCGAGAGGUGGAGGGGACGUCAGUUCCGGGAGCUCCGCGUGGACGGACGUGUUCUCCUCCAGCAUGGCCGGGUUAGCGGGCUCCGCGAAGGCGACGCUGGCCUUGAACCCGCAGGAAGACUCGCAGUUUGAGAAGGGUCUGACGCACAUCCAGCAGCGCGCGAAGAAGCAAAAGAAGAAAGAAAAAUCUACCACUGGAGUAGUUUAUCUGGGCCACCUGCCUUCAACACUUUCUGAAAGCCAUAUCUAUGACUACUGUGCCCAGUUUGGCGAUAUUAAGAGAUUCAGAUUGUCUAGAAGUAAGCGGACUGGAAACAGCAAAGGCUAUGCCUUUGUGGAGUUUGAGUCUGAGGAUGUUGCCAAGAUAGUUGCAGAAACAAUGGAUAACUACCUUUUUGGUGAAAGACUUCUAUCGUGUAAAUUUAUGCCACGAGAAAAAGUCCGUAAAGACCUUUUUAUUAGCCAGUGGAAUGUUCCGUUUCAUCCACCAUCAUUUCCAGCAGUGAAACGCUAUAAUCAGAAACGAGGACAUUUGCAGAUGUUGAAAAUGGAAUAUCGGUUUAAGAAGAAGGAAAAAUUACUCCGGAAGAAACUAGCUGUAAAGGGGAUUGAUUAUAGCUUUCCUUCACUGGUCCUGCCUAAGCCAAAGAAAGAGGUUUCAAACAUUACUGUCACUCGUGGGGAUUCUGAGCUUAACCAGGAUUCACCUGCCGAGACAGAAAGGCUUUCAGAUGUGCCUAGGAGAAAGGAGAAGAUGGUGAAAGGGGGGCUUUCCAAAAACAUUCCUAAGAAGCGGAAGAGGUCGAGGAGGAAGAAGUCGUCGGUGGACAGCCAGGAUCCCACACCAGUUUGUACGCCGACGUUUUUGGAGAGGCGAAAAUCGCAAGUGAUGGAAGUCAGUAAUGACAAAGAUAAUGAAAUCAUUUUCAAGCUGCCUGUGCCCCCAAUGAAAGAAGAUGCGCAAAAGACUCCAACACCUGCAAGCCCUGGGAAAAGAAGACCGAGAAAAAGGAAAAGCAAACAGUGACCCUGACAGCGUUCAGUGUGCAUAGGCAGGUGUGAUCUGGUUAUAAAGGCCUAGUGUAUUUUAAUAGGUCAGUGACGAGCAAGCAGAUAAGACUGUGUAAGAAUACACGUAUGUUUUCCCAGCGAGGAAGCCACCAGGAACCUGGCUGCUUUGCCCUUUCCUGUCCUGAAUUUGUCUUCAGGCUUCAUCGCUCCCUUAGCUCUCUCCUUACGAAACUCAGGCUUAACUACCACCAAGAGUCUUUGUGGCCGAUCGGUGCUGUUUGGACUGUGUGUAGUUUUGUAUAUAAACCAAAAAAAAAGAAAAAAAAGUCAGUCUUCAACCUCAGGCAUCUGAAACUGGAAGUUCAUUCCAGAAAGUGAGAGGGCAGUCCAAGUGUGAAUAGAGUUAUUUGCACAUGUGUCCAGGAGCUGAGGAAGAAUCCGAAAUGACCCACAGUUACUUGCAGCUAAGCUGGUGUGUAGGUUUCACAAGUCAGUUUCAGCAGUUGUGUUCAAGAUUUCUGCAGUUUAUUUGUGUACAAGAGAACCUAAGAACUUUGGGGGGAAAUAAAAGCUGUCUCCACCUCCUGCUGUAA
Mastomys coucha (southern multimammate mouse) is the source of this 1611-nucleotide messenger RNA. It is a transcript of the gene Nifk, whose product is annotated as nucleolar protein interacting with the FHA domain of MKI67. The coding region runs from base 72 to 1034 and encodes 320 amino acids. Gene Ontology annotation, molecular function: RNA binding. Gene Ontology annotation, biological process: maturation of LSU-rRNA from tricistronic rRNA transcript (SSU-rRNA, 5.8S rRNA, LSU-rRNA). The transcript is spliced from 7 exons. Lineage: Eukaryota; Metazoa; Chordata; Mammalia; Rodentia; Muridae. Gene Ontology annotation, cellular component: nucleolus. The record is from RefSeq and is a predicted model, not a curated record.